CGUCAUUGAAACGAUUCACCGAAUGAAUAAACAGCUUGGAGAAUUCCCAUCCAAUUGAUGAUCGUUAGUGGCACGAUUGUGAUCGUCAAAAUGGUACGAAUAUUCCUAGCUGUUCUGGCGAGUUUCUUUUCGGUCCAUGGAAUUCCCAAAAAUGCAAAAUACACGUUCAAACCAGAGGAGAGAUUCACGUUUGAUUGCUUCAAACAAGCCUAUAGCUUGGCACCAGAAUUGAAUUCAGUUCUGUCUCCGGUUUCGAUGAGGCAAGCUCUAUCGAUGAUACUUCCUGCGGCUAACCGGGAAGCUUCAGAAUCAAUGCGACAGGUACUAGGAUUGUCUAGUUCUUUGCACGACGAUUCUUCGCAGCCGCAAAGUUCAAUCCUAAACGGUUCUGAGAACGGAACGUUGACCCUUGUAUCCCAAUUGUUCUACGAUGAAAGCGUUGAGAUUCGCAGACCGAUCCUAGAAUCAAUGAAGUUGACCCACAACGUGAUACCGGAAGCCAUCAACUUUCAACAUCGUAACCAGGUGGCCAAUUUGGUGAACAUCUGGGCCAAAAAUGCAACCAACGGAGCGAUCCAGAAGGUCAUUGACCCGACUGAAAUUGGAACUCAAGACGGUUUGUUGCUUCUGAACGCCAUCUUUAUGAACGCGACCUGGGCGGAUGAAUUCGAGUCAAGAUUUACCGUCAGGAGGACUUUCCAUUUUGUCAAUGGCAAGAGUCGGAUGGACUUGAUGUUCAAUGAGGGCUACUAUCGCUAUGGGCUGUUCCGGAGAACCAGGGUGAUCGAGAUUCCCUAUCGGGACGAUCUUUCAAUGGUUGUAAUUGUACCGAAAAAAGGCCUGCCUCUGAGUCAUGUGAUCGAUAAGCUCAGUGAUCAAUACUACUACAAGCUAGAGAAACGCCUCAGCCUUGAAUACGUCGAACUUUGGCUGCCAAAGUUCUCGAUCGACGGAAAUGUCGACGGUAAUGCGGUGCUCCAAGCCUUAGGGCUGAACGCAAUUUUCCAGGAAGGUGCCUUCGAUUUCAGUCCAAAACUAACGCCGGUUUUGGAAACGGUUAAGCAAUGUGCUCGCAUCGAUGUGACCGAAAAGGGGACUAUAGCGGCCGCUGUUACUGCUAUGAAGAUGUCGUUCCGGAUGGAGCCACCCAGUGCUAUUCUGUUUACCAUCAAUCGUCCCUUCAUUUAUAUAAUCAGGAAAACAUCUACCAGACAGAUUAUUUUCAUAGGACAUUUUUCGCAUCAGCAGAGCAUCGAAAAAUGAUUUUAUGAGUGCUAACUAAUGCUCCCACCUAGUUUAAAUUCGUUUUAAAAGGAUAUUGUUAGAAUUUCGUGGUUGUCUGCAAAUAAUAAUGAAAACACACCAUACAGUUGUUCAC
Uranotaenia lowii is the source of this 1378-nucleotide messenger RNA. Its product is annotated as neuroserpin-like. The record is from RefSeq and is a predicted model, not a curated record. Lineage: Eukaryota; Metazoa; Arthropoda; Insecta; Diptera; Culicidae. Gene Ontology annotation, molecular function: serine-type endopeptidase inhibitor activity. The coding region runs from base 58 to 1263 and encodes 401 amino acids. The transcript is spliced from 3 exons.